Molecule: messenger RNA, 1583 nt
Organism: Rubroshorea leprosula
Lineage: Eukaryota; Viridiplantae; Streptophyta; Magnoliopsida; Malvales; Dipterocarpaceae
Source: the annotation of a GenBank genome assembly
AAAAGAAAAAAAGAAGAAAAAAGCUCAACAACAACUUGACGGUAAAUCCCUUAAUCCACAAUCCCACCUUCUCCUAAUCCGUUUUCAUUGCGUUUUCUCACCUACUUAUUUGAUCCAAUUCCGUUGAAUCUUCUCACUUUUAGGAGAGAAAUCAAGAAGAAAUUCUUAAAACCCAUGAUCAUUUUGAUUUUCAGAAACCCUAAAGAUGCCCCUUUUGUUUUGAUUCUCUUCGAGAUUUAGAUAUCGAGAGUAUUAGGUGCCAAACCCAGGUGAUUUAUUCGUUUGAUGAUCAAGAAGAAAGGAGAAGCACAAAGGCCCAGAUUUGAAAACAGCUAUCUAGGGUCGAUUCUGGAUUGUUUUGGGGGAGGAUGCUGCUGUAGCUUUGAAGAAGGUCAUAUUUUGAUCCGGGAGCAGGAGAAAGAUCAAGAAUUUGGGACAAUGUUAUUUACCCAUUUUCCUGAUUCCUCGAAAGUACGGGAAACCCUAGUUUUCUGGUUAUUAAUUGAUUCAUAUUCAGAUGCGGGACUGCAUUGAAAUCCCUUGACCGUACCCUGAUUUCUCUAGAUAAGUUUUGGGAUUAACUUGUCGCUGUUUCAUGGAACCACCAUUGCCGAGAUGGGUGUUUUUGGUGUUUGUCGUCCAUUCUGUUGCUGUUCAGUCACAAUCACAAAAUGAAGGGGGCCUUCUAUUCCUAUCUUCCAUUGCACUACCACAAUCACCACCACCGCCAACACCAGUACCACCACCACCUCUUCCUCCUUCCCCAUCUGCACCACGAAGGCCACCUCCACAGUUUUAUCCUCCUCCUCCACUCCCUCACCGUCUUCGAUCACCACCACGGACUCACAACAGCGGACCCCAUCAUGGGAUACGGCCACGGCCGCCUCCACCUCCACCUCCACCUCCACCUCCACCUCCACCGCCACCACCACCACCUACACCACCAAGUAAUCACAAGCUGAAUACAGGGAAGAAGAUCGGGUUGUUGUUUGCUGGCAUCAUAGCAAUCUUGCAGAUUGGUGUAGUGGGCUUCUUGGUUUAUAAGAGACGGCAGCUGUUAAAGUAAAGACAGAUUCGAUACUGAUCUUCCUUUUGAAUUCUUCAGUUUCACUGUCUUGCAUUUAUACUAUUGCUUCAGUGAAGUGGAUUACAAUGCUAGCAAAUUGAUUGGAUUAUGAAAUUCUUUGCUGAGCAUUAUAAUCUUGGAGUUCUAUCAAAUUGAGAUUCUUUGAUGUGCGGCAUGAGGAUUGGAUUCGUGAGUUGAUUGGACAAUAUAUAUCUACCUUUUGGUCCUUGGAAGUCCUUUGUAAAUGGGUAAAUGUUGAUUGUCAUUUUUUCCAUCUUCUUGUUAUAGUUUUCUUUGAUUUAUUAUUAUUAUUUUUUAAAAAUUUUUUUGGGGUGUUUUAGUUUGGUUACACGGCUUGUUAUUGAAAAAGAAGAAAGGUGGUUGCCUUUGUAUUUGUUCGAUUAUCUGCUUUUACGAACGUGUGACAUUGUACCAAUCUUAGGAACCAUGGAAGUAUUAAAAUUGAUGAAAGGUAGCUUUUGUAUGUGUUGAAAUUUAGUAAAGGAAUUUCUCUUCA